Messenger RNA from Saccoglossus kowalevskii, 2153 nucleotides. Its product is annotated as sec1 family domain-containing protein 2-like. NCBI's taxonomy places the organism in Eukaryota, Metazoa, Hemichordata, Enteropneusta, Harrimaniidae. The record is from RefSeq and is a predicted model, not a curated record. Gene Ontology annotation, biological process: vesicle-mediated transport.
CAUGCCAGUAAUUUUUUUGUGUAGAGUUCACACGUGGGUCAACAACCCGGAAGUAAACACCAACUUCCCACAUUGCACCUGAUAUCCAAUAUGGUAGCCUCUGUAAUCGGAAAACCGCUGAAUUGAAGUUACCAUCCUGAAACCUAAACAGUGUCAUCAAUCAGAUCAUUGUGUUUCCAGUUGUAACCAUGGCAGCUGGCAUCCGAAGCAUCCAUGGUUGCAGCAGUGCUUCCUGGGAGUCUGUAUAUCCGAAAGUUAGGAGAGCUGUUGUGUUUAUGGACAAUGCAUGUGCGGAGUGUCUUCAUUGGAAUGGUGGCGCUUCUCAGUUAUUCACCAACGGUGCACACGAUAUAAAAGAAUUUUCAUCUUUUGAGAGUGGCAGUGCAUCUCAGGUGAAAGCAGUCUUUAUAGUCAGUACACCAUUAAUUGGUCGAACUGCCAGUAUCAUCAAAGACAUUGUUUCAGGUAGUAAUUUCCAGUACUGUAUCGUGAUCACGGCCGCUACCCCUGAAGUACAUUUCUAUGUUAAAAAUGAAACGUACGAUCCAGCGCUGGAAAGCAGAUUGUUUGGCGAAUUUGAAGAGCAGAUGCUUCUCUGGAUGGGCAAUAUGAAUUAUACAACAGAAAUACUGUGUGUUCCAUUGUUUACAGCUAGUGUGUGUCCUAGCUUGUUCAUUACACCGGGACACACUUCAUUAUUCCCGCUAUUACCCUCUGAUCUCAGAAGGUUACAGGAGUACCGGAAACACAAGGAUAAAAAACCAAUUGAAUCUCUGUCUGAUGUAGAGUUUUCUAUGCUGCCUAAAGAACUGCAAAACAAGAUAAAGAUGUUUGUUUGUUCAAUGAGUUCAUUACUUGAUCAAUUAAAAGUAAACGAAGAUUGUUAUUCAGUGGGGACACUGAGUGCGAUAAUUGCAUCUGAAUUAGCUGGUUUACAGUCAGCCAAGAGCAGACGGAAAAGUGCUGCAAACAAAGCAUCUAUAGUUUUUAUUGACCGGUCGUUAGAUCUUGUUGGACCAACUGGUCACCAUGGUGAUACUUUGGCCGAUAAGGUCAUAGCUGUGUUGCCUAGGCUACCGUGUCAUAGUUCAGAUGUGGCUGUCAACAUGGCUGAUCUUUGCUCAGAGGGAAGUCAAUACUGCAGUGAUGUGUUGGUUCCUGGUUGCCUGGCUCAUCCCGGUGAUAGUGCAGCAUCCAGUUUACUUAAUGCUAUGAUAACAAGUAAACACAAGGAAUGUUUGAUGGAAAUAAACCGUCAGAUUGUAGAAGCAGCGUCAGAAGAAGGGCUCCCUCUACAGUUGACAGGUAGAAUUGGGAGAGUGACUGCGGAUAGCAUACACACUCAUCUCAAAUUGUUCAAAGGCCAGACAGAAGCGUUCAGAAAGCAUGCUGGAUUGUUACAAGUCGCGUUGGCGUGUGUCAAAACUCUGAAACAUGACAGUUAUUCCACAAUGGAGAAUCUACUGAGUAUCGAGAAAAUGCUGAUGUUGAAUACUGGAGACAUUGACUGUCCGAGUGCAAUAAGUCAAAUAAUGAAUUUAUUAGAAAAACAAGAAAAUAGACACAAACUAGAAGACAUUUUGAUAUUAUUAGUGUUUAUUUAUGCUCUACUUGGGGAGGACAGUGAUGAGAGUGCCACAGAAGAAAAAGAAAUACAGGAUAAAUUAGUUGACAUGAUAGUGAAGGAAUCUGAUCAUUCUGAGAACAUAAGACAUGUGUUUGAAUCAGGAAGUUUCCAGCAUGCAGCCAGCUAUAGACCAUUGCUUAAACAAAUAGUAGAUGAAAUAUUCAACCCCAAUAAGCCAGAUCUGAUUGAUAUUGAGUAUAAAUCCAGUGGAUUGAAAGACUUACUGAAAAGUGGAUUUGGUUUAUUCAUGAAUGUGAAUAAACCUCGUCCAAAUAAUCACCCUCUGCUUAUCCUGUACGUGAUUGGUGGAGUUACUUCAUCUGAAAUACGAAUGGUGAAAGAAGCAGUGGCUGCACAUAGAAGUAGUAUUCAGGUCAUCAUUGGUAGCACGAGUAUUAUUAAACCAACUGAUAUCAUCCAUCAAGUAUUCUCACAAGAUAAUCUCUUUCCUGAUGAACUUUGACAUGGGUUAAAACCAAGACUGCCAAAACUUUUCAUUUGGCUAUACAUACAUAGACUUGCCAGG